AUGCCUCCUGUAGCGCACCGUGAUGCGUCGUCCUAUGCCGGUCACUACCUAGCCUGUGAAGAACUGGCUCUCCGCGGCGAGGACUUUUGCCACUGGGCGCUGCAGCCCCUGCACAGGGCCGACACGGCGCGUCAGAUCGCCUUGGACGCCGAGCUCCGGGACCCGGUCGUCUGGGAACAUGAGUGGAACACUUGGCACUAUCUCCUCCUGAUUGUGGUCGCAUUUUGUGUUGUUUCCAUCGCCGUGGAGCGGCUGAGGGUGGGAAGUGAUGGCGCAAAAAGCCUGGUGAGGCGUAUCAGGAGCCUCGGGACUGACAAGGGUGGAUGGCGCAUAUGUGCAUGA
This is a messenger RNA of Neoarthrinium moseri, 342 nucleotides long. RefSeq lists its product as uncharacterized. The transcript is spliced from 2 exons. NCBI's taxonomy places the organism in Eukaryota, Fungi, Ascomycota, Sordariomycetes, Amphisphaeriales, Apiosporaceae. The record is from RefSeq and is a predicted model, not a curated record. The coding region runs from base 1 to 342 and encodes 113 amino acids.